Messenger RNA from Papilio xuthus (Asian swallowtail), 1254 nucleotides. RefSeq lists its product as uncharacterized. The record is from RefSeq and is a predicted model, not a curated record. The transcript is spliced from 5 exons. Bases 343 to 1254 code for a protein of 303 amino acids. Lineage: Eukaryota; Metazoa; Arthropoda; Insecta; Lepidoptera; Papilionidae.
UCGGCGUAUCGCAAAUAUCAAAUAAAAAUAUGACCUUGAAACUGACUUAAAUAACGAUCAUUCAAAACAAAAUGCAAUCGUAUAAAAUUAAAUUCGAAAUUAGAACAUUGGUGUGAGUUUAUUCUAACGGUUUCUGGAUUUUUAUGGUUUUAUUUCGUGAAAAUUUUUCGCAUGUUCAAAGAUGUUUUGUGUCAAUUUUUUAACUGUCGCUGAUGGUGCGAACGUGUGGAAUUUAUUAAGGGCGGAGGUCGCAGACUACAAUGCAUUGUAACGAAGUACAGCUAAAGAAAUGAGUUACUAGCAAAUACAUUACCUGCCUAUCUUUAUAUAAUACGCAUCAGAAUGACUAAUGUGAAAUUAAAACUAAUGUUUUUUAUAUUAAAUGCAGUACUAUCCCCGAAUAUCAUACAUGGUAGGCCGUACUCAGAAAGAAAUGUAACAGAGACGUCGAUACCUUCAGUUGAUAAUCGAUCUUUUACUUUACCAGUAGAUCCUAAUCUUGAUACAUUGGUAGUCGCUAGUGACGAGGAUAUCCCUGAAGAUACGAGAAGUUUUAAAACUCAACUAGACGAUAUCAUGGAAGCUGAACAAGACAGAGACGAAGCUUUAUCAGAGAAAGUCAUGAAGGAUCAAAUUAGCAUUUUAGAAAUGCACAAAGACGACGCUGAGGGUAUUGAGAAACAGUUAAACAUAUCAAGUUCGCUUUUAGAUAAGAUUAUUGACUCGGAAACUGAUAGAGAAGAGACUCUCACAGAUAUUCUGUUUAGACCAGAUUCAGAUUUUGUUGAAGAUGUGCCAAAAUUUGAAUUCUUAAUAUCGAGAAAAUUGAAUGAAAGUGAUGCUACAAAUUUGACUUUAAGCAAAGAUUCUGGUUUCAGUGAUAAUAAAGUGGAGAAAGGGGACAAAAAUAAUAGUGAUGUGAUGAAGAAAGCGGAAUACGUUGAAUUAGUGGAAGUGUUUAAGCCAACAAAUGAGAAUAAAAGUGCUUAUAAUUUAGCUAACAUGACAGGUCAUGAGGUAGACAACGAUUUAGCGCCGGACACAAGUUUUACGGACAUGCAGACGCUGCUGUUGGCUUGCUUCGGAACUCUGUUGCCUCUGUUGGCAGUACUCUUUGCUACACUAGCUGUCAGGUGUUUGUGCCGGCGCUGGUGUCCCGGCUGGUGCAAGAAGCCCUCUGCGUCGACCGUCUCCGAGAGCAGCGAAAAGCACGAUACUAGCCAGCAGGCACGGUCACGUUUCAUUAGAGCAUAG